Molecule: messenger RNA, 510 nt
Organism: Phaeoacremonium minimum UCRPA7
Lineage: Eukaryota; Fungi; Ascomycota; Sordariomycetes; Togniniales; Togniniaceae
Product: putative ribose 5-phosphate isomerase protein
Exons: 2
Coding region: 1-510 (169 amino acids)
Biological process (GO): carbohydrate metabolic process
Cellular component (GO): intracellular anatomical structure
Molecular function (GO): isomerase activity
Source: RefSeq, a predicted model, not a curated record
AUGGCUGAGACAGAGCCAAAGUGGAAAAUUGCCAUAGGGUGCGAUGAUGCCGGUGUCACGUAUAAGAACGCAAUAAAAAGGGACUUUGAGAACGACCCCCGAGUUGAACUUGUCGAAGACGUCGGUAGCCAUGACCACGACGACAAGACAGCGUAUCCUCAUCGCGCUGCCACGGCAGCUCUACUUGUAGCGGAGGGUAAAGUAGACCGAGCACUGCUCAUCUGCGGCACAGGCCUUGGUGUUGCCAUCUCAGCAAACAAGAUCAAGGGCAUUCGGGCGGUUACUGCACAUGAUAGUUUCAGCGUCGAGCGAGCUGUGAUGAGCAAUAACGCACAGGUGUUGUGCAUGGGCGAGAGAGUCGUAGGCUUGGAGGUUGCACGGCGACUUGCCAAGGAAUGGCUAGGAUACCGCUUCGAUCACGGAAGCGCAAGCGCAAAGAAGGUGGAAGUGAUUACCCAGUUGGAGGACAAGCAUCUGGUCAAUGGGGAAGUGUCAACCGGUGCGCAGUAA